Molecule: messenger RNA, 1086 nt
Organism: Musa acuminata AAA Group (dessert banana)
Lineage: Eukaryota; Viridiplantae; Streptophyta; Magnoliopsida; Zingiberales; Musaceae
Product: UDP-glucosyltransferase 29-like
Exons: 2
Coding region: 1-1086 (361 amino acids)
Molecular function (GO): UDP-glycosyltransferase activity
Source: RefSeq, a predicted model, not a curated record
AUGGAUUCAACAGGCGAUCACUACGGCCUUCGCGUGGUCAUGCUACCAUGGCUCGCCCAUGGCCACGCCUCGCCCUUCCUGGAGCUCGCCAAGCGCUUGUCACGCCACGACGUGUUCGUCCACUUCUGCUCCACUCCCGCCAACCUCGUCUCCAUGCGCGAACAGUUCGACGCCAAUGCCUUCCCUUCCAUCCGGCUGGUGGAGCUCCAACUGCCCGCACUCCCCGGUCUCCCGCCUGACCUCCACACCACCAAACACCUCCCGUCCCACCUGAUGCCCACCCUCAAGCAGGCCUUCGACCUCGCGGAGCCCGACUUCGGGCUCCUCCUCCAAGCCUUGCACCCCGACCUGCUCAUCUACGACUUCCUCCAACCUUGGGCGCCCCUCUCGGCGCACCGCCGCAACAUCCCGGCCAUCCAGUUCCUCACCACCGCCGCUUCCUCCGCGGCCUUCUUCUGCCACUGCAUCAAACGACCGACCGAAGAGUUUCCGUUCCCGGCCAUGUCGCUGGGCGUGAAGGAGAACCUGGAACACAUUGCCACGAUGAACCGGUUUGCCAACGGCAUGUCGGACGGGGAGCGCUUCCUCCGCUGCAUGGACCGCUCCUCGGGCUUCAUCGCCAUCAGGACGUUCCGGGAGAUCGAGGCCAAGUACAUCGACUACUUGUCCUGCGUGCUGGACAAGGAGGUCGUGCCCGUGGGGCCUCUUGUUCCGGACGACGACGACGACGACGACGGUAGCAGCGGGCGGGAUCGCCUGACGGACCAGGACCGCGAGACCGAGCGGUCGAUCAUGUCGUGGCUGGGCGCCAAGGAGAAGUCCUCCGUCGUGCUCGCAACGUUCGGCAGCGAGUACUUCAUGUGCAAGGAGGAGAUGCGGGAGGUAGCGCGCGGGUUGGAACUCAGCGGGUUGAGCUUUAUCUGGGUGGUGAGGUUCCCAAAGGACGGAAUCCUCCCCACGGUUGCCGGCGAUAGUAGCUCGUGGGCUACUGCUCUGCCGAGCGGUUUUGUGGAGAGGGUCGUGAAGGGGGAAGGCAGGGGAUUGGUGGUGGAGGGGUGGGCGCCGCAGAGAAAGAUCCUGCCAUGA